Prorocentrum cordatum is the source of this 372-nucleotide messenger RNA. The record is from the annotation of a GenBank genome assembly. NCBI's taxonomy places the organism in Eukaryota, Dinophyceae, Prorocentrales, Prorocentraceae.
AUGGCGACAAGGUGCUCACCGCUUCGUACGACAGCACGGGGUCGGCGAAUUUGGUCUGCGGAGUCUGGAGAGUGUUUGCGCACCCUGGAGGGACAUCGGGAUUGGGUGAAUGCUGCCACGUUCUCGCCCGAAGGGCAACUGGCGCUGACCGCCUCGAACGACAACACCGCGAAGGUCUGGUCUACCGAGUCUGGCGAGUGUUUGCACACAUUGAGAGGCCACGAGUACUGGGUGAAUUCUGUCAUGUUCGCGCCAGACGGCAACAGAGCACUCACGGCGUCAGACGACCGCACGGCACGGAUUUGGUCAACAUUGUCGGGGGAGUGUUUACGGACGUUGAAGGGUCAUGAUGAUAAUGGUUGGUGGGGUUGA